Messenger RNA from Staurois parvus, 315 nucleotides. The record is from the annotation of a GenBank genome assembly. NCBI's taxonomy places the organism in Eukaryota, Metazoa, Chordata, Amphibia, Anura, Ranidae.
UGUCAUGUGAUCAGCUGUGUCCAAUCACAGCUGAUCGCAUGGGAUAUCUACACUGAUCAUCAGGGCACUGAUGAUCAGUGUCCUGAUGAUCAGUGUAGCCCUAUGAGUGCCACCUGUCAGUGUCCUUCAAUGCCACCUGUCAGUGCCCAUCAGUGCAUAAGAAUGCCACAUGUCAGUGCCUACCAGUGCACAUCAAUGCCACAUAUCAGUACCCAUCUGAGCUGCCUUUCAGUGCCAACCAUCACUGCCGCCUAUCAGUGUCAGUCAGUGCCGCCUAUCAGUGCUCGUCAGUGCCGCCUAACAGUUCCAGACAGU